This is a messenger RNA of Olea europaea var. sylvestris, 634 nucleotides long. RefSeq lists its product as uncharacterized. The transcript has a single exon. Lineage: Eukaryota; Viridiplantae; Streptophyta; Magnoliopsida; Lamiales; Oleaceae. The record is from RefSeq and is a predicted model, not a curated record. The annotation marks the transcript as partial.
AUGGCUGUAACUUUAAUGAAUUCUUUCAUGCCAGAUCCCAGCUCGUUUUCACUUGAUCAGAGCCCUUUUAUACCAAAUAAUACCUCUUUUAUGCCUGAUCCAUCCCAGCUUCUAGCCCAAGGAGAACAUCUCAGAGAAGAUUUUUCCCUUCUUCUGGCAGUGCAAAUGGCUUUCUUUAUUGCUCUCUUCGUUAUCUCUAUCCUCUCCACCACUGCAACAGUGAUAGUAUCAGCCAUGUCUUAUAAUGACAAGACCUUAUCCUUGAGAGAUCUAUGUUCAAGGACAGCGACAACAUGGAAAAGGGCACUGGUAACAGCUUUCUAUACAAGACUUCAUCAAAUAGGUUACUGGUUCUUGGUUGUGGCAUUGGCUGCUCCUUUAUUGAUGUCUGCUAAUAAAGCCACCAUGUCAGCAGCCAUCUUGCUCGGGAUUUUUGCUUGCGUUUACUACUUAUAUUUGGCUGUUAUUUGGAUCUUCGCUGUUGUCGUUUCUAUUGUCGAAGAAAGUUUUGGAAUGAAGGCAUUAGGAAAAGCCACUGCUAUUAUUAAGGGCAGGAGGUUACAUGGUUUCAUGCUUAUGGUUUGCUUUAACUUUCUGGUUUUUACUGUAAUCCAGGUCUGGUGGAUGAUACUAG